Messenger RNA from Mesorhabditis belari, 1377 nucleotides. NCBI's taxonomy places the organism in Eukaryota, Metazoa, Nematoda, Chromadorea, Rhabditida, Rhabditidae. The record is from the annotation of a GenBank genome assembly.
AUGUUUGAUUUCAAAAGAUUUUCACCCCGAAAGACGAUUUAUUCCGAAGAAUUUCUCCGUUAUCUCUUUUUGUUUUUAAUUUCCUUGAUCAUUUUCAUCUUUUUAUGGUCAAAUACAUGGAAGACAGAACUCUUGAUCACAUUGCCGAAUAUCUCAAUUUGUGCAACGAAUUUCCCAAGAUACCGGAAACCCUCUUAUUUAUCGCAUUUCGAUUGUCAACGCCUAUUCGCCGGUGAUAUCGAUUACAUUGAAGAGUUAGAACAUUAUGGAAAGAUUAAAGCAAAGGAGCUUCCCGUUGAACCAAAUUGCUCGAAAUUGCGAGCUCGAGUCAUUGGCGAUCAUCCUGCUCCCGAUUUAAACUAUUCAAUCGCUUUCGCAAGAAAUGUUUACACGGACUACGAGUUACUCGAGACGAUUCUCGGUGUCACCUAUUCACCCACAAACCAUUAUUGUUUCCACGUUGACAUCAAAUCGACACAGAGAUUUAAAACUCAAAUGUCUUAUCUCGAGAAAUGUCUACCGAAUGUUCAUCUUGCGCCAAACUAUUUAAACACAACGAGCAGUGGUCAUAACAACAAUCGAGCUCAUCUCUUGUGUCUAGAGUUGUUGUUGAAAUAUCAAAAUUGGGAAUAUGUACUCAUGUUACAGAAUCACGACUUGGUGGCUCACACAAAUUCGGAGCUUUCAAAAAUGUUGUCGCUACUCAAUGGUACAAACGAUUUCAAUCUGGACAACAUGAUCUGGGGUCGCGUUCGGGCGAAUCAAUCCUUCACAAUGGAUGAUCUCAAUUUUUUCACAAAACACACACCAUUAUCAUUUCCCGAACGAGAAACGGCAAAACUCGAUUUCGCUAAGGGACUCGAACAGGCGACAUUGAAUCGAGCCGCUGUCGAUUGGAUGAUCAAUCGAGUGAAUAUCAGCACAUUGUUGGACCGUUUCGAUGAUCGGAAACUUUAUGCCGUUGAUGAGCAAUUCUUCGCAACUCUUCAAAACUCGGAGACACUGCGUAUGCCGGGCGGGUACCAUAGUUCAUGUUUGCGGAAUCGAGGGAACAAAUUCUUCACUUACUUAACACGACACACUCGGUGGACAUUCGAUCGAUCCUGUAAGCACAAUCGACACUGGAUUUGCCUCUACGGGAUUGAAGAUCUCUGGGAAGCGAGAGAAAUCGCAAGGAAACACUUCACUUUGAACAAAUUCGUGGCAUCUCACGAUUUCGGGGCAAUCAUUUGCAUGGCCGAAUCGCUUUUCAACAGAACUCACUACGGCGAUGAGCCUUUCGAUUUACUUCAUAUUAGGAACCAUUCUGGAGUUCGUUAUCAGAAAGCUACUCGUCAACCGGGAUUUUAUAUCAGCAAUUUUACGUGCAAUGGGAUC